AUGACAGCACACGAAGCCCUGAACCCUAUCCACCCGUCCGUCCUGCCUCAUUUGGACCCCGUCUUUAUCAAACUCUACAAUGAAAAUGUCGCCAACACCCCCAACAAGCCCAUAGACUUGGCCAUUCUUCGAUCAAAAUAUUCCGUGUUAUAUUCUUAUGGUACCGGGCCAGCCCCCGAUCCAGCUAGAAUAUACGAUGCAACCGUGCCGGGAUAUAAUGGCGAUUUGAUUCCAGUGCGAGUAUACGAGCCAUCGUCUCCGGGGCCUUGGCCGGUGCAUAUUGAUUUUCAUGGCGGUGGUAUGCACUCCUUCCCUCUCUUGUAUCCUCGGAUCAGAAGACUAAUGCCGACCGCAGGCUGGGGCCUUGGCGACCUCGACACUGAAGCUCAUAUCUGCAAGCAUCUGUCCGUCAAAGCGGACGUUUGUGUAAUCGACAUUGGUUACCGGCUGGUCCCAGAACAGCCGUUUCCCAUUGGCAUCCAAGACUCCUUUGCUGCCCUGGAAUACAUUCAUGCCCAGGGCGCUUCCAAGUUCAACAUUGACACGACCCGCAUCUCCCUUGGCGGUGUCUCAGCUGGAGGAAACAUCGCCCUGAUCGUGGCCCACCUUGCAAGGGAUGCCAGCAUCCCUCUGAAACUCGUCGCGGUGGGCACACCCGUCAUUGACGAUAUCUCCAAGUACGCCUCUGCAAGCGAGUCUCCAUACCCCUCUGUCCAACAGAUGGAGCACGCGCCCACUCUCAACUGGGCCAGGUUGAAGUGGUUCGAUAAUCUCAAAUGGGAAAGCCUUUCCAGCGAUGUGGGUUUGAGGAAGGAGCAAUUAGAUAAAAUCAGCUGGUAUGCGAAUGCAAUGAAUGCGCCUAGUUUCACCAACCUACCCAAGACGGUGAUCUACACUGCUGGCUGUGAUCCGCUACGAGAUGAAGGAGAGGCGUACGCAAUGAAGCUAGUGGAGGGUGGCAAUGAAGUUACGCUUAAAAGGUUUGAAGGCGUGCCACACCCUUUCAUGCAUAUGGAUAACGACUUAUGGCAGGCGAAGGAGUUUAUAGACAAGACGGCUGCGCAUAUUCGGGUUGCGUUACAUUAG
Aspergillus oryzae RIB40 is the source of this 1086-nucleotide messenger RNA. RefSeq names its product alpha/beta hydrolase. Gene Ontology annotation, molecular function: hydrolase activity. NCBI's taxonomy places the organism in Eukaryota, Fungi, Ascomycota, Eurotiomycetes, Eurotiales, Aspergillaceae. The record is from RefSeq and is a predicted model, not a curated record.